AUGGUCGAGGUUUCGCUCUCCAAGUUCAUGUGGGAGCGUGAGAGAGAAAGGCGUGUGAUGGAGAGCUGCUACAAACUGUACACAUGGAUAAACCACACGGUCCUGAUGCUGCUACUGCAGAUAUUCUGGAAAGUGAGCCAAAUAUCGGACUAUUUCAAAGAGAAGUCUAUAGAAGACAAGAAGCCGGAAGGUUCCUUCAUAUUGACGCCGCUCUCGAAGGAUUCGAAGCUCAGGAGGCAUAUACGGUCGAUGUCAGAUGUUCAAAGCAGCACUCCAUACAGGCUACCGUUUAGAUCGAGGAAAGGAGGCAACCACAUCCUCACUUACGACUCUGACACGAGGGCCAGAAGAACCAUGUCACUGAACAGGCAUAAACUGUUAGAGUCCUCGGAUUCGAGCGACAUUGACGCGAUGAAGAACCAGAGGAGCAUAGAGAACAACAUCAUGAAGCACUCUGAUUCAAUGAGAAUACUU
Iphiclides podalirius (scarce swallowtail) is the source of this 474-nucleotide messenger RNA. Lineage: Eukaryota; Metazoa; Arthropoda; Insecta; Lepidoptera; Papilionidae. The record is from the annotation of a GenBank genome assembly.